This is a messenger RNA of Clupea harengus (Atlantic herring), 1212 nucleotides long. Its product is annotated as complement C1q-like protein 2. Gene Ontology annotation, molecular function: protein binding. Lineage: Eukaryota; Metazoa; Chordata; Actinopteri; Clupeiformes; Clupeidae. The record is from RefSeq and is a predicted model, not a curated record.
UGUGUGUGUGUGUUUCUAUAUGGGGUGCGUGGGUGUGUGUGUGUUACACAUUUAGUUUAUAAAGCUGUGUGUUGAGCAUGAAGACUCUCGGCGCUGUGCUGCUGUUGCUGUGGUCUGGUCUAGUUGUGGUUGCAGGAGUUGGUAAAGAUCUCCAAGACAAAACUGCUGCCACAGCCUACACCCAACAAACCUACCAGCCUGACUUCCACACUGUGCUGAGAGAGAUGAGUGUACUGAUGGCAGAGCAGAGAGUGGAGCUCAGAUACACUAAGACACAAAUAGAGGCCGUGGAGAACAGACUGAGAGCCAGUGAGAAUAAUGCAGAUAUCACGGAGACCAGGCUGAGAGCCAGUGAGAAUAAAGCAGAGACCAUUGAGACCAGACUGACGGAGAGGCUGGCUGCAAGUGAGAAGAAAGCAGAGGGCAUGGAGACCAGACUGAGUGCCAGUGAGAGGACAGUGGAGGAGCAGAUAGCUGUUAUUAAGGAGCUGAAGGAGAAACAGGAGGAGCAAGCAGCAGCUGUGAGAGCUGUAGGAGGCAGUGUGAACCUCACGGGGAGCCAGGUGCAGGAGCUGAGAUGGGAGAUAGAAGAGAGGAAGGUGUCUUUCUCUGCCUCACUGGUAGCAUCUGGAGAUGUAACUAAAGGACCCUUUAAUGCAGCAACUCCCCUGGUCUACAAACACAUCUUCACCAACAUUGGGAAUGCUUACAACCCAAAUACAGGGGUCUUCACAGCUCCAGUCAGAGGGGUCUACCACUUUAAUGUCUUUGUGUUUGGGAAUGGCCAUGCAUCAAGAGCUUCCGGAGUCUCUCUCCAUAAAAAUGGCGAACAUAUUGUCCUUGCUUACACUGUCCAGAACACCGUUCACGUGGCAGCCUCCAAUGGGGCUUCUCUGCUGUUGGAGGUGGGGGAUGUGGUCUACCUGAAGCUGUGGCACGGUGCCUGGGUGAGAGACACUUAUGACCACCACACCACCUUCUCUGGCCACCUGCUCUUCCCCAUGUGAGGGAAGCAGUAUACUGAUGUAGAAGUUAUGUUGGGUGUGGAGUGACGCUAGCAGUGAGAAACCCAGACAGAAUGGAACACACUCUCCUUGUUUCCUACAUGGUCACUGGGUGGGUCUGGGAAAGACUUUUAGUUUGACAAAGUCAGGGUUCAUUCUCUUUGGUUGCUGAAUAUGUGUUUACUGUCUGCUCUUGUUUUGGUUGGUU